ACGCAAAUUUCGCAUCAACUUUCAAAUUCGAGUUGCUUGGAUAUAGACCCAAGCACACAACCUUGGUCAACCACCUAUUUUGCCAGAACCGCUCAAGCGGAUUUUGCCUCGAUGCAGCAGCCAGCCAUGAACAUCAAGACACGCUGUCGGCCGAAGCUGGACCUGACGACGAAGCUCUUGAACCUCCAUAUCUCGAAUUUGCCAGCUUUAUCCACCUCCAAUGAGCAACCGAAUGAAAGCCCUAUACGGAUAGUCUGUGUGUCUGAUACGCACAACCACCAACCUGUCCUCCCACCUGGAGAUAUCCUCAUCCAUGCAGGCGACCUGACUGAGAGUGGCUCCUUUGACGAGGUCCAGGCAGGUCUUGACUGGCUUUCAUCCCAGUCUCAUCCCCACAAGAUACUGAUCGCAGGAACCACGAUGUUUUGCUUGAUGAAAUAUUUCUUGAGCGAUAUCCAGACCGCCGCUAUGGGGAGACGACGAGAACAAAGGCCGACUUGAAUUGGGGAAGUGUGACAUACCUUGAAGACUCGACGAUGACAAUCACUCUACCCACCAGGGCCGGACCACACGAACCCGAAGGUGUAACAAAGGGGAUCGAAAGAAGAGUCACGGUAUACGGGAGCCCUUACACACCAGUCUACACCCCGUCAGCGUUUCAAUAUCACCCCUCGCCUGAGUUCUGGGAAAACUCCAAGCUUGCAACCUUGCCACCGCAAUACAACCUGAUCGUAGUCACCCAUGGGCCCCCAAAAUUCUACCUCGACCGCAGGGACUUUUACCGAGCCGGCUGUCCUUAUUUGCUGCAAGAAAUCACCCGACUCCGACCUCGGCUUCACGUAUUCGGGCACAUCCACGCCGCGCACGGGAGGGUAGAUGUCGUCCUCGACAGGGUGCGAGAGGCAUAUGACGAUAUCAGGAUCGGUUGGGGCGGAUGGGGAACACUGGCCUGGAUGGCGGUAUUGGUGGGCUGGAACAAGGCCAAGAGGGUGAUUGGGUUUGGGAAGAGCGACGCGAGCAAGGCGACAACGUUUGUCAAUGCGUCAGUGGUCGGGGGGAGACAAAAUAAGUUGACGAAUGAUGUCGUCGUAAUUGAGUUGUGAUCCUGAGCGCCACCCUCGUUGCAGACGCCGUACGUCAGGAUUCCGCGCCGUGCCGAGAGGUGGAGUAGGGCUCGGAGCCGAAGUUGUGGAUGGGGUUGAUUCCAGCUUCCAAUUUUCACUUGACAGUACCCAUGGGCAAAUAUUUCCGUUGAUGGUAUCUCGGGUAGCUGGGAAGGAGUCUCAUCAUUACUGAGACCGACGUUCCGCAUUUGGCAGUCGGCGAAGAAUGCAAACACCUCUCACCGAAACCCCCUUAAAACGAGAUGGCCACGCCGGAUCAAAGUUGACUGGCUUAUGCCUUUCCGCACCGAGCCUCCAAUAGUUUACUGAUAUGUACUGGCAUGGUCGGUGUACAUUCCUGCGACAUCCUUCGCCCAGCAUUCCGGAUCGCCGAGGGAGAAAGGGCGCGGGAUGGUGACACAGUCUUCACUUCUUGCAUCAAAUCGGCCUGGAACCACAAGAAGGAGCAAGGCAUAUUAUGGUUUAUUAUGGUCUGGACCUGGUGGUUGGGCUCGAGUCAAGUUGUCGGCUGCUCAAGGAUAUCUCGGGUUCUGAUGCCCCAUGCUGCGAGUCCUACUUUGUUCAGUAGUCGGACUCUUCGGGUUUACCCUACCGAACAAUUCGAGGUUUGCCCAGACACGCGCUAUCCCUGAAGUCGCUGCGGCCUUUAGGCAUCACCAAAAGACGACUCACUAGGUGGCAUCCAGAGCGAGUUAGAAGGCCAGAAGGAAGGAGCUAGCUUUGUGGGAGAAGUACAACCUGGAAGGAAUAUUGCAACCUGACUCAUCUAUGUGGCUGGUGGCCGGCAUCUGUGGCCGUCACUAUCUUCUUCACCACCAAAAACAGGGGAUACGAAAGAUCAAGAUUGUUCCAUUGCAACAUACCGAACCUGAUCGAAUUAUCACCUGGUGCUUGGCCAUAGCAUUUCCUGGGUGACAAGGUGGCGCCGCGGGAUGAGCCCAGCUGCGGCCCGUCGAGAGACCCUACACGCCGCAUGCGACAUGUAUGACAGCUUGCCUAGCUAGAAGGUGCCCAUGAAACAAAAUACAGUUGCAAGCCACACAGGAUGGAAGGCAGCCAGAUGCCGUAUCGACCAGGACAGUGGAGAGAAAGGCAGGCGGUGCCAUCUGAUAGUGGAUUGGCUUAUGACCACCAGCCCUAGAGCUCUAUGACUACCUACCCAGUGAUUUGGAAUACGCCUUACACGCGAGCCACAUUCAAUGAUGGCCAAGAAGAUUUGGGGUGUGGUUGAUCAAUGGGUGAUCUGGCUCGGUACUGCUCCCCGGCGCCGCGUGGCGUGUGGAGAGUCGGAGGAUGGGCUCGCCUGGCGGGGUUAGCGGCAAGGAACCAACAACAUUUUUUUUGACAAUAGACGCCGGCAAGGCUUCGAACGACAUGCGAUAUCACACCAAAAAAACAACAAUUCGGAUAAUUUGUUCUUUCAUCGCACAGGCGCGCACUGCCGUAAGGGUCUCUCUACUGCCAGCAGCACGACCAGCAUUUGGGGGAUGUGGGGGUAUUUGGGACGGUUUCAGAGGGGCUGGGCGCAAGCAGCACCACUUGAGCCACUAGGCGGGCUAUCUCCGUGCCUUCGACCAUGGCUGCAAAUAGCAUAGCACAGCACGACGGUGUGCGGGCCACCUCGGACUUGUGCAUACAUUGCCCCCUUUUGACUUAUACCGACAGAAGAAGAGCAAAUGUUUGGAGAGCCUCAGGAUUGGACACCUCGGACUCGAGUCCUUAGGCUCGAGAUGGGUUAGGUAAUCAAGGAUACUCACCAAUCGCGGAAUGCCUGGACUCAAGUCUCGAUUACCAAAGGAGAAAGGGUUUUUUUUCUUUCAGAGUCACCUGGAAAAAGUCAACUGUGAAUCAACUUUUCGAAUCAAUCUAGGAUUAGGCACCUGUAUUCAACAUCGCCUCUGCGUGGUCUUCUCACAGACCAAGUUCGAUAUAAAGCCAUGGACCCUCCACCGUCAUCUCAACAGCUAACAUCAUCAACAGCAAGCACCAGCGAUCACAAGAACAUCAACAAGCUCUCUCACCUCAAGCCAACGCCCGCCUUCACUCAGCUUACUAGUCAUCGACUACACACCUCGCCAACCUCGCCUCUUCCCAGUCAAAACAUCUUUCAACUCAGCAAAAUGUCUGGAUCCGACAGCUCAAGCACCAAGUGGGAUGACAUCCUCAAGCACGGAUCGGCCCUCAGCAUCGUCAGGCCUGAUGUCGUCUUCACCCCAUAUGGAGGCGGUUCCAGCUCUGGCAGUUCGUCAGGGGGGUCUUCUUCAAACUCUUCCGGUGGUUCAUCGUCUGGCGGGAAAUAAACGUAUUAUCCGGGUUAUUCAACACUGAGGAGGUCAACUCCCAUACACACUCGUUUCAAACCAUUUCAUUUACAGCAUCAGCAUAGCGACUUGCAUGACACAUUAGAUCAUAGACGGGCGGUUCUCGAGCAGUCGGGGAGAGACAUUGGCAUCUACUAGAUACGCCCGGUUGGCUGGAUUCAAUCGGGCAGCCCCCAAGGGCAUUUGCAUGGAGAACAGUUAGGAGGAUCUGCUGGGUACGACGGGAGGAUGGGUGCACGACGGGGGAUUUUCCUAUACCUACUUUUACAGCUUCGCUUCUUUUUACACCACUUUUGCCAAUUGAAUCGCGCGAUUUCAACUUCA
Molecule: messenger RNA, 3769 nt
Organism: Podospora pseudocomata
Lineage: Eukaryota; Fungi; Ascomycota; Sordariomycetes; Sordariales; Podosporaceae
Exons: 5
Coding region: 3062-3424 (120 amino acids)
Source: RefSeq, a predicted model, not a curated record